This is a messenger RNA of Paramuricea clavata, 21850 nucleotides long. The record is from the annotation of a GenBank genome assembly. Lineage: Eukaryota; Metazoa; Cnidaria; Anthozoa; Malacalcyonacea; Plexauridae.
UUUUUGGUUGUUUUUUUUUAUUUUAUUUUUUAAUAUGAUCCCUUUCAUCAAUCGCACUACUGACAUUGUCUUGUCGGACCAGCUCCAGGCAAGGGAUGUUAAUGUACGCGAGAUCAUUGACGAACUACGUAGUCAGAGUGAUGCCUAUACGGAUGUUUUCGAAGGUGUCGUUUUGAUGGCACCGGGGCGCUUUCGAGUCACGUGUAAAAGUGCUCGAAAAUUAGCAGUGGCCGAACGGAUGGGCCUUUUAGUUCGUGGUCAUCCGGUCGAAUUUCGGCCCAUAUCUUCCUUCAAAUGGGUAAACAUUACUCGCUUAUCCUAUGGUGUUCCUGAGGUGGAAAUUUCUAGAGUCCUGGAGCCAUAUGGUCGCAUUAAACUUAUCAAGAGCGAGCAGUAUUCUCAUGUUUAUACUGGUGUGAGGAAUGUUCUGAUGGAGGUCCAUCGGGAUAUUCCUGCACGAGUUCGCAUUGCUGGACAUUGGUGCUUUGUUCAUUACAAAGGCCAGAAAAAAUUAUGUUUCCAAUGUGGUAAGGAAGGCCACAUGCGUGGAAACUGUCUAGAGAGGGAGGUUGCUGGUGUCAUUGGUCAAUUGGCCAAUGCUGUUGUGGAACAAGAGGAACUUGCUGAUCCUCCUUUAGUUGUUCCAGAGAUAAUUGAUCCUCCUAUAAUUGUUACUCCUCUUCCUGUAGUCGCAGAUGUUACUGUGCCUUCUGUUGUCACUGAACAAGUCGAAUCCCAUGUUGAUCCUCAGACUUCUGUUCCGGUGGACAUGGUGCCUGCACCUGUUGAGGUUCCGCCUACUUACGCUUCCAUUGUUGGGGGUAAACGUCGUCGUUCUCCAACACGGAAAAAAUCAUCUUCUCCUCGAUCCAAGAAGGAUCGUCGCCGGGAUAAAUCGCCUUGGGGUGAUUGUUCUAUCAGUGACCCUCAUGAUAGUGAUGGAAGUGUCUCAGAGGAUUUGUCCUUUGAUUCUGAUUUGGUAUUGGGUGUUGAGCCCGAAAACGUCCCUCUUCCUGUUGAUGAUGAUACUGCACUGGACUUUGACACAAUGGAUUAUCCUUUAACUCAGUUUACCCCGAACCUUCCUGGUGUACUUCCAGGUCGGCCUCCUAUUGAUGUACCAGAGGACUCGCAGGCCUCUGAGGAAACCCGAGUUACUAGUCGUUUUUUUGCCACACUGGGUUCUGAUUCUCAGAACCGUAGUGAUUCCCUGGAAUGGGCUUAAGCCUUUUUCUACAUUUUAAAAAAUAUCUAUUGUUAAAAACAUUCCUAUGUCUCAAUUAAAAUAUACUAUGGCGAAUACUACAACUAAUUAUAAUAAUAUAUCUAUAGUUACAUUGAACUGUCAGGGGCUUCGUGACGCGAUUAAACGGAGUACUUUUUUUUCCUGGCUCAAUUGUGUGAAAGCUGACAUUAUCUGUCUUCAAGAGACGCAUUCUACUUCUAGUGUUGAAUUUGAAUCUUGGGUCCAGUCCGAAUCUGACAAUGGCAAUAACCUCCAACGUUAUUCUGUCGUCUCAUCUCCUGGCUCUGCUCGCAGUGCUGGUGUUGCUAUUUUGCACAAGCCAUCUUUCCUUAUGGAAAAAUUGCAUCGAGAUGCUGUUGGUCGUUUGGUAAUCACUCAUUUUUCAUUCGCUGCAUGUGAUUCUUCGCCAUUUCAAGUGGUCAAUGUGUACGGUCCAAACCAGAAACGGCUUGGCGACGAUUUCUUCGCAUCUAUCCUCCCAGAGAUCGAUCCUAUUCCUUAUACUAUAUUUUGUGGCGAUUUUAAUACUGUUGUGGAUUCGCAGUUGGAUCGGAUGGGUUGUAAUUCAUCCUCCUACUGGGCUUACAACUGGCCUCAGACUCUGUCUCAUAUUACCUCCACUUUAAAUCUGGUGGAUGCCUGGCGUGAGUGUCAUCCCCUUGUUCGUGACUUUACAUGGCGUCGCCCUAAUGGUGCUCAAGCCUCUCGUCUCGAUAUGUUCUGGAUUUCGUCCUCCUUGCUUGAACAUGUUCGGCAAGUCGAUAUUUUACCUUUUUUUCGUUCGGAUCAUUCGUACGUUUUUCUUUGUGUUUCCCUGCCCACUAUGCCUGAUCGGGGUCCUGGGGUUUGGAAGCUAAACACUUCUCUUUUGGCCAAUGAGGUAUUUAAAACUCGUGUUCGUGAUUUUGGGCAUUCGUGGCAGGAUCAGAAGGACUCGUAUCAUUCUCUCGACUUGUGGUGGGAUGCUGGUAAAGCCCGUCUGAAAUCUUUGAUCAAGGGCUCGUAUUUCUUCCUUAGAUCACACUUUGUAUCACCUUAGUCGCCGUGAACGGAGUGGUGAAGAUGUGGCCCAUCUCAUUAAAGAAACCAAGGAACUCCUUGAGCUUGAACAUCAGCAUCGUGCGGAGGGAGCUAAACUUCGUGCUAAGGAACAAUGGGCAGAAGAGGGUGAGUCCUCAUCAUCUUAUUUCUUCCGUCUUGAAAAGACUCGUGCCAUCCGUAAGUUAUUUACUGGAAUUCGGAAUGCGCAAGGUGUUAUUGUUCGUUCUGUUUCGGCCAUUAUUCGUGUCUGGUGUCUUUUUUAUGUUCAAUUGUUUACCGCCUGUAUUCUUUCUCCACCGGAUCAAGACUUUUUUAUCAACUCUCUGGACUUGGCUCUGUCAGAUCGCGAGUCGGCUUUGUGUGAAGGUGAUCUUACUGCUCAUGAAUGUCUUGCGGCCCUUAACAGUUUUCGACCUAACAAGUCACCUGGCAUUGAUGGCUUGCCCUACGAAUUCUAUAAGUGUUUUUGGGGUGUUCUUGGUUCAGAUCUUGUUUCUGUUCUGAAUGACUGUCUUGUACAGGGCUCACUGUCAUUUACCCAGCGUACUGGAUUAAUCACUUUACUUUAUAAAAAGAAUGACAAGUUGGAUACGAAAAACUGGCGUCCCAUUUCCUUGCUGUGUACCGAUUAUAAGAUCUUGGCUAAAGUUUUGACCAAUCGACUGAUUACAAUAGUCUAAAGGACGCAGGAAUUGAAAUGAACACGAUCGAGGGGAUCGAAUGUUAUAGUAAAACCGUGUGGUUUGUUGUUUUCAACACAAGAACCGAUCGACAAAAGUACAAAGAACAAAAGAUCAACCUACACGGAAAGGAGUUCGAGCUGAAAUCAAACGAAGCACGUUUCAUAGUCAGACCUACAUAUAUCUAUGUGCGGGCUUACGGUUAUCCGUUGGAUGCCGACCAAGACAUACUACAGCAAACUUUAAGUUUAUAUGGGGAUCUAGUUGAGCUGACGGAUGAUAUGGACGGUCGACUAGGGAUAAAAACAAUGAACAGGAACUAAAUAUUAUAAAUGUAUAUGCACCAACAAUACCAAGAGAACGCAAAGACUUUAUGGAAACGAUAUGGAACUUUAAAACAGGUGACACCAACUUAAUACUAGCUGGAGACUUCAAUUGUGUCGAAGAUCCCACAUAUGAUAAACUAGGCGGGAACCCAACAAGCGGCACAGUGGGCCUUGAAGAGCUAUCGAACUUCCAUCCAACCACGAUCUGACAGACAUAUGGCGAGCACAACAUCCGGGAGACAGAAUUUAUACGUGGAGCAACCGUGAUUUCACUUUACGAUCAUGCUUGGACAGAUGGUACAUACCAAAAGAAACUACUGGAACUGCAACUUCGUGUAUACGGGCCUGCCCGCAUUCGGACCACUCCGCUGUGGAGGUUGUCUUUGUCUUGACGGACUCCAGGCAACGUGGGAAGGGUGUAUGGAAAUUUAAUAACACGCUCCUCGACGACAAAGCUUUCGGAAGGGAGAUAACGUACGUGUACUCCUUUUGGAAAGCAUGCGCAAACGAAUACCCAGACAAGUUAGAAUGGUGGGACGAAGUAAAAGCACAUUUCAAGAAAGUUGCCAUUACUCAUUCGGUAAGAAAGAUCAGAAACCGCGAGAAACUGGAAACAUCACUAAGACACAAGCUCACGAAACUUAAAAACGAACUGCACCCAGAUGUGAAUGCGAUAAGUACCAUAGAACAGCAACUACGAGAACUCGUCACAAAAAGGCUCGAAGGCGCUAAAGUUCGCAGUCGGGCCUCGUGGCUUGAGAAAGGCGAAAAACCGACGAGGUUUUUCUUCAACCUGGAACAAACAAAGCAGAAACAAGCCACUAUUACAAAAUUAACGACAGCACGAGGUGAGAUUACAUCACCAAAAGACAUACUACAGGCAACGGUGGACUUUUACCAAACACUAUACACGGACGAGGAGGUAGACGAAGAUACACAAAAAUGGUUCCUUGAGCAACUAGAUAGAACUCUCGAGCAUCACGCAAAGAACUUGUGCGAAGGACCAAUCACGCGGAAAGAACUCGAUGAGGCUCUUAAAAAAAUGCACGGAAACAAAUCUCCAGGACCGGACGGGUUAACGACCGAAUUUUACCAAACAUUCUGGAAUAUGAUCGCUGACGAUCUCGUCGAAGCCUUCAACUUUGCCUCUGAAGGGGAACAACUCUCACCAACGCAAACAUCGUCACUCCUAAGGUUACUCUUCAAGAAAGGUGACAAAACUCGAUUGAAAAAUUGGAGACCUAUAUCACUCUUGAACACAGACUAUAAACUACUCGCGACUGCCAUAGCCAACAGACUAAGACCAACGCUACCUACGGGAGUCCACCCUGACCAGACGUGCGGAAUCCCACAGAGAUCCAUCUUCGAUAAUACUCUCAGACUACGAGACAUGAUCCACGAAGCUAACACUCGGGGAAACAAUUUAAUUCUCGUGAACUUAGACCAAGAAAAGGCAUUCGACCGCGUCAACCGAAGGUUCCUUGAAAAGAUCUUAAUAAAAAUGAACUAUGGUCCCUCGUUUGUUCAAUGGAUUCGCACCCUGUACGCAGGGGCUAACUGUAAAAUUAUCAACAAUGGAUACUUGUCGGACACGGUUUAUCUCGGGAGAGGUGUAAGACAGGGCUGUCCCUUGUCACCCCUGUUAUACACUCUGAUCAUUGAAACACUGGCAACAGCCAUUAGGAAAGACGAACGGAUCGAGGGGAUACCGGUACCUGGAACUAUUGAUGAAAGCAAAAUAUCAGCUUAUGCAGACGACGGCACAUUAACCCUAAAAGAUGACCGCUCGGUGGCCCGGGCCUUCGAGGUUAUCCAGCAGUACGAAGCGGCAAGCGGCAGUAAGUUAAACAUGGAAAAGACGGAAGGCGUGUACGUGGGCCAACAGGCGUGUACGUGGGCCAACAGGCGGGUCGGACAACGGGACCAGUCCCCAUAACAUGGAAGACCGACGCGAUCACGGUGCUAGGCACGAAAAUGGGGAAUAAUAUGGAACAGGAUUGGGCAAAACAGCUGGACAAACUAGAAAAGAAAUUCGAAGCAUGGAAAAACCGAUCCCAGACUGUUCUCGGGAAGGCAGUACUAAUACGCACAUAUGCGAUUGCAACCAUCAUUUACCUGUCAUCCAUUUUCCCAAUCCCUCCAAACAUCAUCGUAAAAGCUCAACGGCUAUGCUUCCAGUUUUUAUGGAAUAAUCGAAACGAACUCGUAUCCAGAGCUACAUGCCAUCUUCCCCGUGGGGAGGGUGGUUUAGGCCUACCAGACCUGAACGAUAUUGCUAAAAUCAGCCUCGUCAAAUGGAUCAGGAAGAUAGUCGACCAAAAGAAUAAAGCGCUAUGGACACACCACGGACGUUACUGGACAGGUCAAUCGCUGGGUUUGAUCAAGACGUCCGAAUGGUUGUGGCUUAGAUCAAACACGAAACCACAUGGCGAUCCAGAACACACACCCUCAUGGUACGAAGUACUCCUCCAAUUCUGCAGACAACACAGGGAUAAAAUCAAGGCUACACCUGACCACCAUCUUACCGCGAAGACAAUGAAAACAUGGCACGAACGAAAGACCACACCUCGAUGUGAAACGGAGUGGAAGCGAUAUGUUGGACUGCCUCUCAAUUUCGAACAAGUCUGGCCCCACAUUUGGGGGUCAGAAGCUAAUAAUCAAGCCAAAGAAUUUCUGUGGCGACUCGCGCACCGGGUACUACCAACCAAAAGUUUACUCAGACACUGGGGUGUUCAGGUUCAACCGCAAUGCCCAUUCUGCAAUCACAAUGAAGAUAUGCACCACGCCCUGAUCAGUUGUCAACGAGCCAUACAACUAUGGCAAGACCUACGUCAACUAAUAUCGGCAACCGCCGGUACCAACAUUCCUAUACGGUUGGAAACCAUAGCCUUUGGCUGGCACUUACCCAAGGAAGAAAAACGAGAAAGACUAACCUACUAUAUCAUCACCCUAGCCGCACACACACUAUGGGCCUCGAGAAAUAAGAAAAUAGUCGGGUUGGAGAAACAAGUUUCGCUGAAGCAUAAUGUUAUCCAAAAGAUCAAAAGCCGAGUUAAAGCAGAGGAACUUAAUAACAUUAACAAAGUAGCUGAUUUCUGGGGUUUUGGACAAAUAAUCCUGUCCAGGAACAAUGAUCAAACUGUAUUCCACAUCUAAAAGGAAAAAACACUGUUAAAAUGAUGGACUGAAGUCCACCUAAAAAUGAAAAACCUGAGAAAGCCAAAAAUGAACUGCAUCUAGAAAAAGAAAAAUACAUUAGUAUUAAGGAUAAUUGAAAUCGAACUGCACCUAGAAAGUUAGAGACAAAUGAGUAAUAUAUGCACAUGUAAAUAUCAUUUAAUUAUGUUAAUAAAGACUUUGAAAAACAAAAAAAGGAUCUGUUCUUAUCAGCUUAAUAAAUCAAGACCUUGGCAAGAAGACGCACAAAAGAAGAGGCAGCAGCAGAAUCCUGACGUUUGGCAACUCCGAAGCAAGUCCUUGGCCAAGACGAAGACGGCAGAAGAACUCGAGUUCGGGAUUGGCUUACUCUCAAAGGGAGUAUGUACAAGCCGAAGGCCUCCAAGGCUUCAGGCUUUGUGCAUAUGACCGGCGAGGGUGGCCAUAACCGAAACUGGGCAUGCGGGUGUAAGCCAGGUCUCCUUGGCCCACCUGUAUCGCCUAUCCCUCCUAUGCUGCGAUCCACCAUUGAACAGCUCGGCUAUGGCCCACCUUUUUCGUGGAAACUCCAACAAGACACCCUCCUGACAAAACUAGAACUGAAAUGGACAACGAAUAUCGGACAACCCUCAAGCAAGCUCGCACUGUUCCCUCCUCCACUGAUGACCGCCAUCGCUUCUCUGCACACUUCGCCUACCUCUUGGUCCCUCGAACAAGUUGACAACCACCUCCUCUCCUGCCUGACCUGGACCACUCCAACUACACUUACGCCUCCUGCAUCUCCAACCUCGACCCUCGAUGACUCUGGCUACUCUUCUCUGCCACACUACUCACCUUCAUCUCCUCCACGACGCAGCACUCCAGACCUAUCACCUGUACGCCUUGACUUUCCAUCCACGAUAGAAACCAGCAUAAAGACAUCCACGAAGCCUAAUAAACAAACCAAGGAUGCCUCCACUGCUACCUCUACCAAGAUGAUCGUUGCAGCCUCUGCACAAACCUCUCCACCAGCUGUAAUGGACGCCAGUGUCCAGACAUCCACGUUCCCUAAUCAACAAACCCAGGAUGCCUCCACUGACCCCAUCCCAGUUACCAUCAAUACCUCUUCCACUUUCUGCCAAACCUCAACUCCAGCUACUAUGGGCACCGGUGUCCAGACAUCCACGUUUUUACCGAAUCUAUACCAGGAUGCUGGCACCUCGACCACAGGACCUGUUGUUACCACCACCAGCUCUCAAACCUCGUCACCCUCCACUAAAGUUUCCACCACGCAAACCCCCGCUCAAGAGCCCAAAUACUCAACCAGAACCAUCAGUACCCAAGCUUCCUUCUGUUUUAUUCCAACCUCCGAUCCACCAGACACUACUACCUCCACCACCUCGAAGAAGAAGAAGAAAGGCAAACCCGCUCCAGUACACACCCUUGAUGCCGCAACCGAGUAUGACCCACCUACCACCCAGUAUCGUCACUGCCGCCUCUGCCAGAACCCGAACUUUGAUGAAACAAAAACAAUAUCCCACCUGCUGACCUGCGAAGACCUACCAACCCACCUCCUCCAUUACCGCAAUGCCUUCUUCAAGCAACAAUCCCUAGCUACCGGAAUCCCAAUCGAAUCCCUCCAGACACAAACCGCCCUAUUCCUGACCACCCACAAGAUUGAAGAACCUGACCCCAGUGACACCAACUCCACCAAGGAUUACCUUAUUGGCCAACUAUUCCUCAGUGCCAUACCUGAAUUUGAUCAAGUUGAACAAUACCACGCGGCCCUUUGUAAGUUCACCCGCCACCUCAUUGCUGCAACAUUCAAACACCUCCAGCUCAACCCCGAAUCAGGCCACCAACAACUUUUCUACCUCCACGGCGUUGACUCCCUCCCACACGAAGACGAAAACCAGGACCGCUCCCACCAUCCAUUUGAUCUCCUUGAUUCCUACCCAGAUGACGAAUCCUACCACGAUGUUGACGAUGACUACUACGGCUAUGAUGAUGAAUAUUAAAAUCCAGGGGCUAUGCUUCGGCAUAGUCCCUUCCAUCAAUUAAGUCUUUAUACAGUGCACUAGGCACACAUGUUUUUAUAUUUUCAUUUAGCCACUGAACUUUUUUGUUUUUCCCCUUUAUACGCACACAUACACAGACCACUCGGGUACAUACUUCACCAUAGGUACUCGUCCAUGAGAAAAUCCCCGCUCAUGAGUCGACAUUUCAAAUUGCAUGGAAAAUCCAAAAUAAGUCAGCCACACGUUAGGUUUUAUAUAUCUCUUAAGUUCAAUUUAAGGCACCAAGAGCAAAAAAUAAGCUCAAAUCAGUUUAAGUUUAAGACAUAGGACCACAUGCGUGAGAUAAACGCACUAGCUAGACCCCUCAGAAGGACCCCAUCACUUUUCGUGCAUCUUUAGAUAAGAAACUCUGUUCUUAUCAGCUUAAUAUCUGAUAUGUUAGGCAAUGCCUAACUCAUAUAUUAAACUGAUUUUUGGACUUCGGCCAUGGGAUUGAAGCUUGCUUCGCCCUGGCCACGGGUUGUCUCGGUAUUGCACUACAUCCGAGUACGGCCCCUUCCCCACUCGGGGAAGAACAUUUUUUAUUUCAAAUCAAACUAUAAAGCAAUCUCUAGUUUAUUAGACGAUCACACACACUUAAGUACUUUUCACAUGCCCAUAGAUUUAUAUUAACACCAUACUCGAAUACCACAUGAAAUAAUAUAUCACGGCUUUCUCAUGCAUAUAUAACAUACAUAUCAUAUGACUUGUAACACUUUAUUAUUUAUAUCCUAUGUUGAUAUUUCACACCUUGUGAGCGUGUUUUCAUUCGGCUACGAACCGAAUCAACUACAUAUAAUUUGACUAACAUACUUUUCCAUCCUCUAGACCGCGGCACAUGACGUUCAAGACAAGAGGGAAACCCCUGAACUACCACAAUCGCGUCUCAUCAUCAUCGCGUAUAUAAGGUGAGCGCCGUAAACAACAGCAUACUUACCUGACGCGUCAUGGUUAAGUUUUUCAUUCGUUCUCUUCGGAGUUCGUCUUAUUCAUUCGUUCUAGCUUGCUAGUUCGUCUUAUUUAUUCGUUCUCUUCGGAGUUCGUCUAAACCUCUCACCAUUGGUCACUUUGUGUCCUCUGGAGGUUAGCACAGUGCGCAUGCGUACUGUUGUUAUUGCGCUCAGGAGGUUGGUAGCCCUAGUUUGGCCUGCAGUUUUGCCCUGUAGGACGUGGGCGAUCUCCUGUGUGUUUUAACCUGCUGCUCAUUGCACUUUCCCUUUGGGAUUGAGUUAAGCAGGCUAUAAACAUAAACUUACCUGACGCGAGAGGCACCUUGAUCAACUAGGAAGUCCUCUCAGGAUGAGGCCCUUUCAUUGCACUUCGACUGGGUUGACUCCUGCGAUUACCCCUAAUGUGGGUAACUCGAGCGUAUAAUUUCUGGUAGUGGGGACCUGCGUUCGCGCUCGUCCCCUUCAACAUAUAAUAUUCAUGUAUAAAUGUAUAAAGCCGUGUUCUUUCUUAGCACUGCCAUGUGUGUCGAUUGUUUUUGUAUAGAAUCCGAUGUCAAACAUAUCAUUUAUCACAGAAGACACUCUUUAUAUAUUCUCCGUGCCGAAAUCUCUCCAUCUCCUGUUCAUAUUACAUGGUAAGUAAAGCUAUACACGUGUUUAUAUUUUGUAAGCACUUCGAGUCUUUGCACACACUAUUCAAUUCAUUCGCUGCUGUAUAAAGUCACUUGCUUGCCAAUGGAAUUUCAAGCCAUCGCACGUACAUUCCAAGUGCCCAUUAACUGGCUCGCGUGUCACUCUCAAACGCACGUGUUUUGCCGGUCAAACUUAUAGAAUAGCGAGUAAAUAUUCCAAAAUUGCAUUAUUUCACGGCGUGUGACCCGAAACCUUUCCGGGUCACAACGCAGUUUGCGAGUGAAAGAAGCUCGACGCAUUCGUGAAUCUUUGAAGAGCGCGAAAGCCGAUACGCUCGCAACUCUCGUCUCACGCUCGAUGCCACACGGCCGCCGUGCCCCUCUACGCGACCGCACGCGCGUGCGCGAGAGAACCGCCAGAGUCGCGGUGGGCGAUCAUAACGGACUUGCCGUGCUCGUGCGACGAGUAACCAGGCGCCUGUCGACGUCAUAAUCGCUCGCAAGCGAGCUCCUUCUCACCGCGUUUUCGUAGCACAAAUGUUCGGUAGAAAUAUGUGUGGCAAACGGCGAAGAAGGCAUCGCUUCUCGGCCUUUUGGCUAACUGGUAUCUUGGUUUAUUAAAUACUACGCUUUCGAUAUCUGUUCUGUGAAGUGGUUCCCUAGAAGAAGUGGUUCCCUAGAAGAAGAAGUUCCUGUGUUCCUGUUCCUUUGGGGUGCGAAGUUUUUGGUCUCUGGUCCUGGUUGCUAUUGUCCUCUGGUGCUGGUGAUCCUCUGGCUUUGGGCUGUUUGUGGUCCCGUGUUCCUGGUGUAUCUCCUUGGUAUCUGUGGUUGGACCUCCCGUGUGGUGUGGACUUUACAGCUGGUACCCAAGUUGGGACCAGCUGUUGGUAACAUUGUAUAUAGUUCUUUUUUUGUAUAUAUUUACUGUGUGUGUGCGUGCGCAUCUUGUGCACCACAAGUGUUGGGCGAUUAUAAUGCCUAUAUAUGAAGGCCACAGAGCCGUGAUUGGAACGCUACCAGAUCUUGUGCUCAGCCCAGCGCCAUCUCUGACUGAGAUCCUUGAUGACAUUGAGCAUCAGUUGGGGGAAUCUGUAAUGCGGGGGCUGGUGUGCAACAUUAUGCAGCACACCGCCAAAUCGUUUAUCAUCCACCUUUCCCGUAAGGAACAGGUGGUGGAAUUUCUGGCAAAUGGGAUUACCUUUCGUACCCAUCCGGUCAAACUAGCCGAGGUCAAGACCUCUGUCUCCGUUACUCUUGAACGUGUCCCAUAUGGACUCCCGGGGAACGCUGUUUUGGCCGAGUUGCGCCAAUUUGGUGAAUGCAAGGGCUCCAAGGUCAUCAAGCACAAGGGGUAUGGCCUUUCAAAGCUCGUUGCGGACAUGGUCCUUAAAAGGGACAUCCCGAGUCGGAUUUCGGUUCAGGGGAAUCCGAUCAAUGUUUUUUACCGAAAUCAGCCUCGGUCCUGUUUUGUGUGUUCGGGGGCUGGUCAUGAGGCCCGGAAUUGUCCGAACAAGCGUAAACGUAAGCGGCCCGCAGAGCCGCCUGUGGAGCAACAGGGCCCAGGGGGCUCUCAGGAUGGUGGGAUACCUGAACUUCCUUCCUUCGCCGAAGUUGUUGCUGGUGACGAGGCUGGCCCUCGUACGAUCGAUCCUCCUCCUAAGUCCACUGUGGAGGUUUCUCAUUUAAACCCACCUACCGCUCAGGUUACUGAGCCCGUUGAUGUUCCGCCAGGUGGCGGUGAUGGUGUCGAUCCGUCUGCUACGUUAUCACACGUCAUCUUGCCAGGUGAUACUGAGCUUCCCACUCCUGUUGAUCCUGCUGUAGUCACCCUGCAAAGAACCUCGCCAGCCCCUGUGGCUGAAGAUCUGCCUGCUGUGGCCACCAUUGGUGAAUCCUCGGUUGUGCCGAUGGGCGAUUGUCCUGUGGAGAUGGAAGCUGCUGCCUCUGAGUCUCUCGCGGAGAGUGAACGUAUGGAUAUCACCAAAGUGACGGAUCCGCUUGCUGCCAUUCUGAUGUCGCCUCCUCGAACACUUUUGCCUCGUCCUAUGUACCCUUCCGAUUCAUCUACUGAACUUUCUUUGUCAGCUACGUCUGCCUCCCCGCUAUUGUUCGUUGGUCCCUUGCCAACUGAUACGGUUUCCCUCGAGGCCCUCCCUCCCAUAUCCGUUAUCUCAGGUCGAAAGGCAUCUCGGCAGAGCUCGAUGCGCAAGACGUCGGAGAAAAGUAAACCUUAUCGCCUAGCUGAAAAGCCUUCGUUGUCCCUCGCUCGGACCAAAUGCAAUCCUCGUCCGCUUCCCACCUCUGGACAGAAACGGUCGCAGUCCUUGCCAUCGAUCCCUCUCGAGAAUCAGUUUGCUGCUCUCCAUGACGAUGGCGACUCCUCCAAUGAGACUUGUGACGAUUAAUGUUCAGGGGCUCCGUUCUACGGAUGCUCGUCUCGUUUUUUUCUCUUGGCUUGUGUGUUUUUGUCCUGAUAUUGUGUGUGUGCAAGAAUCGCAUGCUACUUCAACCAAUGAGAUGCAUGACUGGGUGGAGGAGCAUAAUGCUCGUGUACAGCCCCGCUUUAGGUAUGAGUGUGUCAGCUCACCGGGUAGCGCGCGUUCCGCGGGCGUUGCCAUUCUCUUCAAGCCUAAAUUCGAGGUAAUUAGUUCUAAGAGGGAUGACGUCGGGCGGCUGGUGGUUGCUGAAUUCUCUAGCAACAACCUGAUCUUUCAAGUCAUGUGCCUCUAUGCGCCGAAUUCAAAAGAUGAAGGGAAACAAUUCUUUGAGUCCCUUUACUCUGCUAUUGACCCUGAUAUCCCUCUGUUGAUGUGUGGGGACUUCAACGCGGCAGUCGACCCAUAUGUUGAUCGAUUUGGUUGUAAUCCAGAGUCUCCCUGGGCGAACAAUUGGGCCUCCACUCAUUGUGAUUUGAUGAGUACAUUCGACCUCUGCGACGCGUCACCCUGGCGCCAAAGAGUUCACCUGGAGGAGGACAAAUGGUUCCCAGGGCUCACGUAUUGAUAUGAUCUGGCUGCCGGAGCGAUAUCUGGGGCUGGUCCAUUCUGUGGAAAUAUCACCUUUCCUUCGAUCAGAUCACCGAUGUGUGUUCCUCGAAAUCGCUCUUCCAUUUGGGGUGGAACGUGGACCAGGCUUGUGGAAAUUCAACGUCUCGCUUUUAAAAAAUGAGGCCUUUUGUGCUGAGGUCGAGGACUUUUGGUGCAAUUGGCGCGCUGAGCGCAGGUUUUGCUUUCUCUCGAAUUGGUACGAAGCUGGUAAGAUCGAGUUACGUAAGCUUAUUCGAGCCUUCUCUCGCAGGCUGGCGAGGGAUCUUGCCCGAUUAGCCCACAAGUUGAAUUCCAAGUUGAAAGACUUAGAAAAACGGGCAGAUGGCGGUGAAAAUCUCUCCGCGCUUCUUACAGAUACGAGGGCUGAGCUUGAUGCAUAUCUUCUGCAUGAGGCUCAGGGUGCUCGGUUACGGGCGCAGGUCCAGGAGGCAGAAGAAGGGGAGAGAUCGACGUCCUAUUUUCUGCGGAAAGAAAAAGUUCGAGGUCAACAGAGGCUGAUCAAAGCAGUUAGGCGGAGUGAUGGCUCUGUGGCCACUAGCGCUAAGGACGUUUCUGAUGUCUGGCGUGAUUUCUAUUUUCACUUGUUUUCAUCGCAGGAACUGGUGAUCGAUGAUCAAGCCCAGUUUCUCGAUGGCAUUGAGCGUAGUUUAACGCCAGCUGACUCCAAGUUGUGUGAGGGGGACCUCACGAUUGAGGAAUGUUCAAAAGACCUUUCGAGCAUGGCCUCAGCUAAAUCGCCCGGGGUAGAUGGUUUCCCGGCCGAGUUUUAUCGUAGGUUCUGGAAACAAUUGGGCCCAGAUUUAGUCGACGUAUACAACUUUAGCUACCGUCAAGGUCGAUUACCUAAAUCCCAUCGAUGUGGUGCGAUCACCCUUCUUUAUAAGAAGGGUGACUGUUUGGAUGCUGCCAAUUGGAGGCCGAUCACGCUACUGUGCGCGGAUUACAAGAUCGCAGCAAAGGCCUUAGCUAAUCGUUUACUCUGUGUGAUCGCGUCCGUCGUCUCGCCUGAUCAAACGUGUGGGAUACCGGGUCGCUUUUCCGGGGAAAACAUACGUCUUCUGCAAGACGUAGCUGAUUACGCUAAUCGAUGUCAUAUCGGGGGAGCAAUUGUCUCCUUGGAUCAAGAGAAAGCCUUCGAUCGUGUAGAAAUAUCCUAUAUGUUGAAGGUCUUAGAACGGAUGGGAUUCGGACCGUCUUUCCGGCGCUGGAUUAAGAUACUUUAUACUGACGUGUACUCUGCAGUCUCGGUGAAUGGUUUUCUUACGGACUAUUUCCCGGUGACUCGUGGGGUACACCAAGGUUGUCCACUCUCGCCUUUGUUGUAUGUCUUGGUGAUGGAGUCGUUGGCAUGCGCUGUCCGAGCCGAUAUCCACAUCGACGGUUUCCCUCUUCCGGGUGGGAACAACGUGGUGAAGAUUUCUCAGUAUGCUGAUGACACAUCGAGUCUUGUUGUUAGUGACGCCUCGUUGCGUGCACUGUUUGCGCUGUUCGCGAAGUAUGAGCGUGCCAGUGGGGCUCGUUUGAAUCAAGGCAAAUGCUGCGGUCUUUUGUUGGGUCCUUGCCGUAAUCGUACUUCGCUCCCGGUGGUUUUAAAAUGGUCCUCCAGUCACAUUGUGGUCCUAGGCGCGAGAAUCUCUUCGGAGAGUACUCAAGACUGGGAGCCUGCCUAUCGUAAACUGGAGGCAGUUUUCCUUUCCUGGCAACGUCGGCAUUUGUCUUACCGUGGUCGUGCGUUAGUUGCAUGCGUCCUGGGUGCGAGCCGUUUCUGGUACUUGGGUGCCACGGUGCCGGUAAGCUCGCACCUAGUCUCUUGGUUAGAUCAGUUGCUCUUCAAUUUCGUGUGGAACGGAAAAGGGGAGUGGCUCAAACGGUCUUCGGUGACGCAACCCCUGUCGCGUGGUGGUUUGGGGGUUGUCAUUGUGGCUUCGAAGCUAGCAUCACUCCGGGUGAUGUGGGUGAAACGCUUCCUUGUUGGUCAGGAACAUCCUUGGAAGUGCUUUUUCCGGCACUUCCUUCGCCGGGCUUUUCUUGCCGAACCAGUCAUUCGUGUAUUUAACCUGCGGCACAUUGGCCGUUCCACACUCAACAAACUGCCGUUUUUCUACCAGCAAGUGCUCGAGUCCUGGCUUGUGUUGGGAGGCGCACAAGAUUCGGCAGGCGUUUGGGUCGUGCCAUCAGGGAGUGAUGAGCUACAUUUGUCCAAUUUAUCUAGCAGAGUGGCGUAUUCCAUUGUUGUGCCCCAGACCGAACAUCGGUGUGUGGCAAAGUUCGCCAUGUUCAACAUUGACUGGCUGGCAGUUUGGCGUGAUUUAGAACUUCUGCGCUAUGAUCGCCCAGUAUGGAAAACGAACUGGUUGGCAGUGCAUGGCAUCUUGCCUACCUGUGAUCGGAUAUCCAAGUGGGGUGUGGUGGUCAACAACUUUCAUUGUCACUGCGGGACCAUUGAGUCGCAACACCACCUGUUCAUUGACUGUCCUUUGGCUCGAGCAUUGAUUGACUGGUUCGAGGGGUUGUUGGGUCGGUUUCGUCCUGCCAGGCGGAACCUUUCGAACGCUGAAAUCCGGUUCGGCUUUGCGACUUCGGUCAAAAUCCCGGCCGGAUAUAAGUUUAUUCUGGCAACCCUGCGGCAUUAUGUUUGGGUCGCUAGAAAUGCCUGGCAAUUUGCGGGUACUCGUCCAGAUCUCGAGGACUUGGUCGAGAAAAUCUUAGCUACGUUUCGGUUUGUCUCGAAAGUCCAACAGCGAAGUUCUCGUUUUACGAGGAUGAGUGGCUUGCUGGGGGAGUGCUGGGGUCUUUGUUGUAACUAGCUUUAACCCUUGCCCCGGAGAGCCUGCUCCCACCAGCUGUGGUCGGUUCCUUCUCUUGGUCAGUGGCUCGGUGGUCUGGGAACAGGCCAAGCUAAGUGUGUGCAUGUUCGCUUUAGGUAAAUUUCAGUUCCCGAAAGGGGCCUGACCGAGUAUCGUCUGGUCCUUAGGGACCGGGCUCUUUAGGCCGUAAAACUCCUUUUAGGGGGUAAUUUGUUUUGCCCCCUUGUUCUUUUAGGUCAUGGGGUCUUCCCCUGCCCCGUAUAUGGAGGUGCGCUCUCCUGCCCCAGGAAGGAAGGUGGCCUGCCCGGGCCUUCCUUUCUCUCUGUGUGUGUCUACCUGUAGGGGCAAAUACCUCAGCUUUGCGCUGUAUUUGCUCUUGCCUUGUUUUUGACCAGGGUUUUAUCCGAAUUUGACUAGUUCCGCCCUGGUUAAAGAUCUCUGGCUUUUGCCAGCUAGUCGUCGAUUUGAAAAAUGUCGGUUCACGUGUCUAUUAAAAUGUAGUAUUGUGGUUAUUUUCGACUGUUUUGACUUGCAUAACUUUUCUUAUGUUAGUUUGUCCCGUUUCUGUCUAGCCUUUGUUUUGUCUGGUCACCUAUGUUUGUCAGGUCUUAUGUGAGUGUGGGUACAUUUUGUUUGUCCUGUACUUUGUGGCUAUCCGAAUUUUUGUUCCGAGGUUCCGUUUGUUUUGCUUUUAGCUUGGCAGGCUGGCCACUCGGUUCCCCUGGUUCAGUUGACUUUGGUUGGCUGGGACCAGUGGUUGUUGAAUGUUUUCUCGAUCUCGUUUUGUCUUGGCCCAUGGGGUCGCUCAUGUUGUUCCAUCUUUAGUCAGUCUCACUCCUGAACCAUUCACGAUCAUAGGUUUUGGGACCAUUCAUGGCUGUAUUAUGGCACGGGGGAGGGGUUCACGACCCCUGUCGGUUUGCGUCGCCUGUAGCGGUCCCCCUGGGUGCGGCAGUGUCGAGGGUCCAGGCUCCAUUGCACCGUCGGAGUCAAUAAGCCUUCUGUCGUACGAUCCAAAAUAAGAUCAAGUGUAGUAUCUGUUCUUAUCAGCUUAAUAUCUGAUAUGUUAGGCAAUGCCUAACUCAUAUAUUAAACUGAUUUUUGGACUUCGGCCAUGGGAUUGAAGCUUGCUUCGCCCUGGCUACGGGUUGUCUCGGUAUUGCACUACAUCCGAGUACGGCCCCUUCCCCACUCGGGGAAGAACAUUUUUUUAUUUCAAAUCAAACUAUAAAGCAAUCUCUACUUUAUUAGACGAUUACACACACUUAAGUACUUUUCACAUGCCGAUCGAUUUAUAUUAACGCCAUACUCGAAUACCACGUGAAAUAAUAUAUCAUGGCUUUCUCAUGCAUAUAUAACAUACAUAUCAUAUGACUUGUAACACUUUAUUAUUUAUCCUAUGCUGAUAUUUCACACCUUGUGAGCGUGUUUUCAUUCAGCUAUGAACCGAAUCAACUACAUCUAAUUUUACUAACAUACUUUUUCAUUCUCUAGAUCGCGGCACAUGACGUUCAAGACAAGAGGGAAACCCCCGAACUACCACAAUCGCGUCUCAUCAUCAUCGCGUAUAUAAGGUGAGCGGCGGAAACAACAGCAUACUUACCUGACGCAGGUACUUACAUGCGUCAGGUUCUUCACCCUUGCAGUGGAGGAUCUAUGCUUGGAACACAGUCCAAAACUCUGUUGUCAAGGUUAUCAACUAGCUGCAGUUGUUUGUGCAGACACGCCCUCGUCUUUGUUCUUGUCUUCCGGUCGACUGGCCAGCCUAACUUGUUAGGUGUUUAGGUAGCGACUACUCCACUUCUUUUUUCUUCUUGACUGCUUGCCUCGGACUUCGGAUCGUAGUCAAGUAGUUUUCCUGGCUGUGGGACUGGGUGAUUAGCACCCAGCACAGUCUUAAGGCCGCCAGUACCAGUGUUUUUAGUGUUUUACGAGGUAGUGGUGACUAGUGUGUUUCUGGUUGUUUCCUGUCGAGUGGUCUAAUUAGGGGAUCACUCAAAGGAAGGCUGUCUUUUGUUGGUCUUUGUCUUUGCCUUGUUGCGGGCAGCAGCUUUGGGUUGUUCUUGUCCGUUCCCUGGUUUUCCUUCCUUUUUCCUGGGUAUUUUGUGAUUGGUUCAAUCACUGUUUGUGGUGCUGCUCCUUUUGUUCCUGGGGGUAGUAGUGUUUGUACCUGGGUUUUUGGUGACUGUUUUUGGUGCAGUCACACUCUUUGUUAAGUUUUGUGCUGGUUUGUGCGCAUAUUUACUUGACUUUUGUUCUUUGGCGAUUGUUCUUGUUUGCUGGAAUCGCUCUUUGGCGGUUGUUUGUACACUUUUUGGUAUAUUCGCUUUUUGUGCCGUUGGUUUUGGGCACAUUUGGCGGUUGUCUGUGUACUUUUGGUGCAAUCGCUCUUUUUUUAGCGGUGUAUUAGUAUAUCUAUAUAUAUAUCUGGCUUUUCCUUCUUCUUUCUAAACGGUGGUCGCCUUCAGUGGUUGUACUGCCUGUUUUAUUAAGGAUCAGUCAGUUCUAGCGUUUAGUAGGCACAGCGAGUCACCUCGGUUGGCCUAAUUCUUUGUUUCACUAAUACACCUACAUAAGUAUAUACAUUUCAUUUAAAAUAUGUCAUUCCCUAACUUUACUGCGAAGGAUUUCGCAAAGUGGAAUCAGACAAGCUCCUGCUUUCGCCUCCCCAAACGGUUGGUCUGCAACGACACCGUUAAAGAUGUUAGGGUGGCAUUAAUUAAGGCCAUUGGGGCUGAGAGGACCUCUGCUGUUCAGGCUUUGCCUGACAAUCAGUACAGGAUCCAAUUCACCUCUCCCUCCUACAAGAUGGGAUAUGACCUUAAUGGUCUUAAUUUUCGCAGUGUAAACAUCACACCAACCCCGGCAUAUGAGCAACUCACAAAUGUCUUUGUGGAUCGGGCUCCUCUCCAUAUGCCAAAUAGCUAUAUCUCGUCUUCUUUGUCCGCAUACGGCCGUGUCGUUAGCGUUCGUGAUCUUUGCGUUAAAGGCUACAAGGACAUUCGCACUGGGACACGCAUGGUCACCAUGUCUCUUCUUCGGCCAAUUCCUGUGGUCGUUAAGAUAGCGAACUUGCCUUGCUCAGUCUGUUACAACGGUCAGCCACCUUAUUGCCUGUCUUGUAACGCUUUUGGGCAUUUUGCCCGCUGUUGCCAGCAGGGAAGGACAAAGAAACUACCAUCCAAUACAGGUGCGCCUGUUCAGCGCUCCCAGCCUAUGGAGGCGUCAUCGCCUCGUACAUCUUCUGCAGCAGCUUCCUCUGUUUGUGUCGAUGCCGCUCCACCUUGUGCAUCCGUUGACCAACCUGUGGAUUCCGCUAUUGUUGCCGUCCCUUCCACCGGGAUGGAAACUGAUAGUGGCGCGGGCGCUGCUGUUACUCUUUCCUCUGAGGAUGAUGUUUCCUCUCCUCAACCCAAAAAGUUAGUUGUCACGAUCAGUGAGUUCAGGGAGUCGCUUGCUAUAUCGCAUGACUUUUCCUGCCAACGUGAAGUGUCCUUAGUACAGCAACGCUCAAUGAAUCGUGACAAGCUGAAGCGCCUGCAGAAACCUCGAUCAACUGCAGGGGCUAAGAAGUCUUUGUGUUUGUCCGUGCCUGCUAGUGAGCCUCCUCCCGCUCCUUCUAGCUCACCCCAUCAUGCUUCUGCGGAGCAUGCUGUAUCAGACUCUGUUGUGCCUGAUACGCCGCCUUCAUCUCGCCGCUCAGGUAAGAUCACACGGACGAAACACAUCCGGGAACAGAGGCUGCUUCAAUCAAGCAGUCACCUGUCCGUCAGUAAGUCUCCUUCCUCCACUACAGUGGCCAGUCCUUUGCCUACUAACAGUGCUGCCGAGCUGGUUGGCUCCACUCCUCCAUCUCCUCCAUCAAGCAGUCACCUGUCCGUCAGUAAGUCUCCUUCCUCCACUACAGUCGCCAGUCCUUUGCCUACUAACAGUGCUGCCGAGCUGGUUGGCUCCACUCCUCCAUCUAUGGGCCACAUUCCUACUGGUACUAAAUCACCUGUACCUUGUGGUGCAUCUGUGGCAGCUACUUGUCAGUCGUCUGCUACUGUGUCACCAUCUGAGCCCUCUCUGCAGCUGCGCCUCUCUCGGAGUGAGCAGUCUGUCGAACCUGUUACCUUGCUUCCUCCGCCAGUUAUUGGAGCUGUAGAGCCGUCCCCUGAUGGCACUCCUGUGACCCACACCCCUGUGUACACAACUCCACCUGUGCCUUCUUGUGAGCCUGCGUUAGAAGAUGCUGCUAGUUCUGCGGCAGAGUUUUCUCCACCUCCCAUCCCUUCUCGUCAGGCUCUGGCUCCUUGGCAAGCUUCUGGUUCCGCUGCUUCUCCUGCUGCGGCCUCCACUUAUGCUCUGGCUGUCUUGUCAGGCUCUUCUUCUUUGCUGCCAUUACGGCAGGGCGAGCUUGAGUUCCCCGAGUCGCCAGACCUUUUUCCUCCGCGGAGUUCUGAUUCUGCAGGCUGGUUAACGACGCCUUCCAAUUUUCCAGUUUCUCCAGUCUCUCCGCAUUUUUCAUCAGGCGACUCCUUUUAUGGCAGAUCCUAUUUUUCGGAGGACGAUCCUCCGUCUUUGCUUCCUUCUGCUUCCGAGCAGGUGGAUGUUUUAGCUGAUCAGUCUCUGGUCAGACUUUUUACUAACAAUAACGAUGUAUAACUUACUUACACUUAAUAUAAAUGGUCUUAAUGACCAUAUAAAACGGACAGCUCUAAUUGAUUGGCUGAAAUGCAUGCAAGCAGAUAUUGUUUGCCUUCAAGAGACGCACGCAUCCUCUCACAGUACUAUCUUGAGCUGGUUCCGUCAUUCUGGUUUUCGUGUGGCCUCCUCUUCUUUUUCAAAUAAGCGGUGUGGGGUCGCCAUUUUAAUUAAAGAUAUAUAUACAUUUACGCAGGUUCGUAAGGACAACGAUGGUCGCUUCUUGCAGGUUGAGAUUGACAUCGAAGGGAACAAGUUACGUUUUGUUUCUUUGUACGCGGCAAACAAGAACCCGGUGCGCAACACUUUUUUUGCGAACCUGCCAGAUUAUAUUGAUUUGGCAGUUCCUACUUUCCUUUGCUGUGAUUUCAAUGCCGUCCUGGACCCGGACUUGGAUAGGCGCCACCAUCUGUCUUAUGCCGGUCCUUCUCAGGCGGCCACGGCCCGCGAAAGUGUUGCUGCCUUACAAUCCUUGCUUUCUGCCACGCAUACUUUUCCUGUGUGGCGAACACGUCAUCCUGCUGAGCGGAUCUUCUCGUGGGAUCAUGCCUCAGGUAAGUUUUCUUCCCGAAUCGACAUGAUCUGGGCACCUUUGGUCUUGGACCAAUCGAUCACUGACUGCCAGUACCAUACCUCCUUUUUCUCCGAUCACCGCUACAUGUUGCUCAAGUUCCAUUUGGGUGACGUGUUUGCGCGUGGUCCGGGGGUAUGGAAAUUCAAUACGUCACUGCCAGACAGUCCGGAGUAUUGUGCCCUGGUUCGCUCUUUCUGGGCUUUUUGGAAGAUGCAGGAGUCCUCUUCCACCUUUUCCUCUUCCCUUGAUUGGUGGGAUCAAGGGAAAUUUUUCCUUAGGGAAAUCACUCGUUGUUUUGGCCGUGCUCGAGCUCCCGAACAGUCAAGGACCAAGCUGGAUCUUGAACGACAGCUCAAACGCUUGCAACAUCUGUUUGAUGCUGGUGACUCUUCUGCCUUCUCUCAACUUUGUGCUGUGCAAGAGGAGCUUCGUGCAAUACACCUUCAUGAAGCCAAGGCCUUGCAAGUACGUGUACGCUGUCGCUGGGCCGAAGAAGGCGAAACAUCCUCCUCUUUCUUUUUAAGUUUGGAGAAAAAGCACCGGGCCAAGCAGGAGAUUACUAGUAUUUGUGACCCUGACACGGGACUCAUUCACCAUGACCCAUUUAAGAUCUUGGAGACAUGGCGCUCGUACUACCAACGCUUGUUUACGGCUGAGGAAUGCGAUUGA